UUUGUCUACAUUUUGGCGGGAAGAUUUAAAUGCCCCAAAAAGUGAAGCAGCUGACGUACACUUUUUGUACACAACGCAUCACACUCGCGUAAAACUGCACGUAGGACGGGUGCGCAGUAAAUAGUCGAUGGGAUACUUGCUGUUCAUCUCGACGUUUCUGUUUUAUUUUAGUCGUCAUUUGUUUCGUGUUAAAUUGCAGUCCCGGCUGUGUUCAUUUGCGGUGACAUUUUAGUGCUUUUCCUGGCGAUUCCUGUGUUUCCCUGGUCGUAUUUUGCGAUGCAUCGUAACGCAACUUCCACACAAAUAACAACUCGGGCAUGCAGAAGGAGCGUCCGUCUUGAGAACAAGGACUACCAUAGCCGUAUGUCAUGGUGUGUUCAGUCCGACCCCCUUGGCUUUUUUGCACUUCUUCCGACUGAGUUGAUGUAUCAUAUUUUAAACACCUUGAGAAUUGAGGAUCUUGGUUUCCUGAGCGUCACAUCCAAAGCUUUCCGCGACGUCAUAAUUGAGUACACCCAGAGCACAUCUGGACUGAAGAGACUGCAGUUGAGGCAAACAGCGCCCUCCAGGAGGACUGCCUCCAAGCGAGCCGUCUGCAACAAUCUAGUGAACCACUUCAAGAAUGUUGGUCUGUUGCUGAAGAGAACUACUUGCCUAUUCCCGACCAGGGAGCGACUGAAAACUGUGGAGUUCAUCGUAUCUCAGCUGCAGUGUGUCCACAGGUCAUUCACCUGUCAGGCGCUAAGCUGCUAUGGCAACCUGCUGAGCACAUUCACGCGGGGAUGGGAGGAGCGAGAGUGUCUGAGGGCGUACAUCACCAUCAGCGAGAACCAGAGCAUGAUCAGCAAAAUAUUGAUAAUGCUGUCCGGCAAUCCAGGCUCCAACCCAGCCGUCGAGAUCAAAACUCGGCGAUUCUUCCGCCACGUUCUCCUGGACCAGUGCAAGACCAUGGAAGACUUGUCCAUGUGGCUGCAUUUUAUCCUGAAACCGUUUCCCAUGGUGCACCAGGCUAGGUUGCUGUAUUUGUUGUAUGGACCUCUCUGCCCGGGUACUGAUGCCGUGUUCUGGGAUUGUAUGCGGGAGACGUCCGUCGGUGACAGGCAGACCCGAUCUAGCACCAUCGCUCCUCUGGGUGAGAUUGCCAUGGCUCUCAAAGCUCUGGUCAACCACAGAGAGUGGAGUGAUGAUGAUGUCAUCAGCGUGCUAGAAGAACUAACAGGGUGUCCAGAUGAGUGGCUGAUAGAGAACGUUGCCCGAUUGCUGAUCCUGUGUGGUGAGCCCAUGGCGCUGAAGGUGCUUGGUAGCAAGGCCAUCAACGGCAAGAUGAAUGAACUAGGAAGCAUUGUUGUAGCCUUCUCUGUGGUCUUGUAUGAUGAAGGCUUGCACAUGUCAUGGCUCAUCAAGGUGGUCCAGCAGCUGUGUGGUAUGAUGAAGACGGCUCAAGACAUCAAGAGCUUCCUGGCUUCCGUCACCGCAACGUAUAAAGACUUCAUCAUUGCUUUGAUGUAUUCACCGGAAGAGGAAGUGACUCGCAUGCAGUUUCAGCUACACCACGUAGCCAUGGCUCAGGCUGACUUCAUGCAGGCAAUGAUGCAGCAGUUGUUCAACACCCAAACGGCACAGCACUCCUGAACUCUUGGAAUGUAAGAUCCAAUUUCAUAUUUGUUUUUCGUUUCAGGGAUUUUAGUUUACUGCAAACCUGUCCUACAAAGGACGAACUAAUGCAAUAGUAUCUCAUGGAGGCCCAGUGGACUUAAUUAUAUUGCAGACUUAUCUAUGUGUUUUAAUUAUU
Messenger RNA from Patiria miniata (bat star), 1792 nucleotides. It is a transcript of the gene fbxo47, whose product is annotated as F-box only protein 47-like. NCBI's taxonomy places the organism in Eukaryota, Metazoa, Echinodermata, Asteroidea, Valvatida, Asterinidae. The coding region runs from base 277 to 1632 and encodes 451 amino acids. Gene Ontology annotation, molecular function: protein binding. The record is from RefSeq and is a predicted model, not a curated record. The transcript has 10 exons.